Messenger RNA from Lates calcarifer (barramundi perch), 3865 nucleotides. It is a transcript of the gene snapc2, whose product is annotated as small nuclear RNA activating complex, polypeptide 2. Gene Ontology annotation, molecular function: RNA polymerase II general transcription initiation factor activity. The transcript is spliced from 6 exons. The record is from RefSeq and is a predicted model, not a curated record. NCBI's taxonomy places the organism in Eukaryota, Metazoa, Chordata, Actinopteri, Centropomidae. Gene Ontology annotation, cellular component: nuclear body. Gene Ontology annotation, biological process: snRNA transcription. Bases 270 to 1895 code for a protein of 541 amino acids.
CCCGGAAGUCAGAAACUUUGAUGCGUGUAUACAACACAACCGUGAGCUGGACACAGUCGGCCGCUCUGACAGUAUGGUCUGUGUCUUGAAGGUGCGUAUUUUAACUCUAGUGAAAAGUUUAUACAAUAAAUGUAUGUAAAAGAAUGAAACAGUAAAUGUUGCAGUUUAUGUUCGGUGAGCUGCACCAACUGAACUAGCCGGAGUUAAUCUCGUGAAUCUGUUCGGGUGUUGUUGGCUCACCGCGGUUUAUAUUAGCGCCGUGAGACAAGAUGAAGCCACCUCCUCGAACUCGAUCUAAACCAGAUCUCAGCCUAAGACCUGAACUGGGACCGCAGCGUUUGGGUAAAAAGGCCUCCAAGUGGCAGCGAGCGGAGCAGAAGAAGCUCCUGAACAGCCUAAGAAAACUGAACAGGACCGUCGGAGGCCACGGAGACAUCGACUAUGCUUUCCUGAGAAAACAGGUGCCCACUCGGUCCAUCUCAGAGAUCCACUCUGUGGUAGAAACUCUGAAGAACAAAGUGAUCUCUUGUGCGAGCUUGAAGCUGAAAAAAAAGAGGUGGGAGGAGGAGAAGGUGAGAAAGCCCAUCGAGGUGUGGACACACAUGGCCUCUGCUGUGGCUGGAAUCCAUGAAGAACCCAUUUGUAGUGCUUUCUCUCAGAUGCUGAUUGUGUCAUCCACAGAGCCUUGUACCCUGAGGAACUGUGACCCCCCCCAGAUCCACAGACCACCCACAGGCAAAGACAGGCCAGUUGGUCGCACCAUCCCUUUAAGGCCAAUGCCUCGUUUACCAAUCCAAGGUGAGAACCCUGGCACCAGCACAGCCCGUCCUCUCCUGGUUCUCAAGACUCCAGCACCAACCAGAGGCAAAACUAAAAGUCUCCCAGCACUAUCCAAAGUGGUUAGAGUCCCAAACAGCAGAAUCCAUCCACCCCAGCCACAGUCUUCAGCCGCAGCUAAAAAGGGUGGGACUUCAUCUGCAGCUGCCACCUGCUCCUGUCACACUGCCACCACCUCCCACCGGCCAGGUACAGCAGAGAUUCUCAUAGUGCCCCCUCCAACCCCACCGCCUGCCUCACAGGCCACACCCAGUUGUAGCUGUACAGCAAAGACUCUGAGUGUUGGUAGCUCUGUAAUCCAGACUACCCAGCAGGUACCAGAACAACGCUCCACCUCCACCACGUCAUCUGGUCUUCACACACCUCUCCCUUCCUCCGCUAGCAGUCUCUCCCCACUCCCCAGCACUGCUCCAUCCUCUGUCGCCUCUUCCAGUUUACCCACAUCCAACUGCUCCUCCACCCAGCCUGUACCCCCACUCUCCACCUCUGCUGCAGCAGCUCAUGUCAGGUUUGGUCGCACCAGCAAAUAUGCCACAGAAGACAGUCCCAGGACCCUUGGUGUCAAGAGCGUAGUGGACUUUGAGAGGAUCUACCGCUACCUGAGUGUCAUCCACAAGCCGAGUGAGGAGUGUUGUCUCACCCCCAUGGAGAGUGCUAUCUUGUUGAACCUGCUGAUGUCCCUCCCAGAGGAGCUGUCCCUGCUGGACUGCAACAAACUGCACAAACAUCUGAUACAGGUGUACCAAUGUCUGUCGUCCCCUGCUAACUCCAAGAUGGCAAGAGAAAUGUUUAAAGAUCCAAAUGAUGGAGUCUGUGCUCAGACAGAGGCACCAAGCAGUUGCGACAACAACAAAACAGACAGUCAGCAGAACACUACUUCUACUGUUAACAGCAGUGAUGUCAUGGACGCUGAUGGGAAACUGCAGUCAGAUGAAGCUCAGAGCCAAUCAUCAGGGAGCAAUAACACAUGUACACGACCAGGGAACACAGACGCGAUGGGACUCUGCCCUCCCCUCAACCCUUUUAUCGUACCGCCCAAACUGUUGAUUCGCAGAUAGGUUUUUCCCUUGUUUUCAUUCAGGUAUUUUAAAUAAAAAAAAUAAUUCACAUUUCUGAGAUUUCAUGUAAAGCUGGUAGUAUUUAGACAACAUUUAAUAUUUGAGAGUUUUAGCUUCUUUUCUUCAAUAAAAUAACAUAGAUGAUUAUAAAAAAAACCCAACAGUUGACUUCAUGAUGGAUUUUUUUUUAAAGAUCAAAAUCAGUGUAGCAGAACCACAUAUAUAUAUUUUUAUUCCACACUCUCUCUUUUCUUGUCAAAACUGGGCUCCUAUAUUACCCAGAAUGCACCUGACCACCAAGAGCUGGGUCUGAGAUUUGGGUGUGUUAUGCUAGUAGCGACUCAUGUACAGUACCAGUCAAAAGUUUGGACACACCUUCUCACUUUCACUCUUUUUAUUACUUUCUGCAGUGUAAUUAAUACUGAAGGCAUCAAAACUAUGAAGGAACACAUAUAGAAUUAUGUAAUAGACAAAAAAGUGUUAAACAAACCAGAAAAUGUUUUAUAUUUUAGAUUCUUCAAAGUAACUUUUUGCAUUAUCUGACAAAAAUGUGUGUGUGAUUGCUGUAAGCUGCUGCUAGACGCUGCCACGGCAAUAGACAUGUAAAAAAGGAAGCCAUUUAAUCAUUGGCUUCUCUGCACGAAAAUGCAUUUCCUGGAGAUAACACAUAGACAAGAGGCACCAGGGAUCGAACCACAGACCUUCUGAUUGAUAAUUGACCCACACUACCUCCAGAGUCACAACUGGUUCACAGUGUAUACAAUGUGGGAAAGGAGUAUUCCUCUGCCAUGUGCAAAAGGAAUGUGUGCUGUGUGUCAUUAUCAACAUAACUUUAUCUGUUAACAGGAAGAUUUAGGCUAGAAGAAACACAAGCCGACGAGGAUGAAUCAGACAUACCUGAGUGUAAAGUGGACAGAAGGAAUACAUUACAGAUGAGGCAGACCUUUCAGCAGAGAGAGAGAGAGGGGCCAUCGUCUUCUCUGCAGCUUCAGCUCAAAUGUGCCCACAUACUGAAAUACUUAUUUUUGUAGCUAACAGGCUCAGAUUGUUAUUAUAAGUGUCUGACAACAUUAUGGAUAUGCUUCUUACAGAGAUAUAUCCCUUGUUGAACCAACAUUGGUUGUAUUUCGUGACCAGACUCCAAAGCAAAAAGCUGAUAUUUUAAUGAGCAGAAGAUGAGAGCUGGCUGCCUUGAUCUGGUAGUGUGUUUGUGUUAUUGUGUGAUACCUUGACUUGUGUAAAGGAUCUGAUUGCUUCCUCCACCACAGAUUGAAGCAGUGGUCUUCCCGCAGCUGCCCUAUUCUACAACUUAAAAUUGUUAUGUUUUUUUAGUAGUGUUCAGUAGUGGCUUUUUUGCAGCGAUUUGACUGUGAUGGUGUUGAGAUGUGUCUGCUACUCUGUGAAGCAUUUAUGUGGACUCUAAUCUGAGGUGCUGUUAAUUUGUGGUUUCUGAGGCUGCUAACUCUAAUGACUUUAUCCUCUGCAGCAGAGGUAACUCUUGGUCUUCCUUCCCUGGAGCGGUCCUCAUGAGAGUGAGUUUCAUCGCAGCAUUUGAGGGUGUAUUCAACAUUCUUGAAGUUUUCCACACAGACUGACCUUCAUGUCUGUAAUGAUGGACUGUUAUUUCACUUAGUUGAGUGGUUCCUGCCAUAAUAUAAAUUAGAACAAUAGCUGAAUAGGGCUAAUCACUGUAUAGAACUGUGUACCAACUGUGCACAACACAACUGAUGAUCUCAAACACAUUAAGAAGGCAAGAAAUUCCACAAAUUAAUUCUUGAAGCCUGUUAAGAUCACUCCUAGACUGACUGUUAAAUAUCCUAGCCAUUCUGUCUUCCCUAUCUCCAAACAUGAUUUGAGGUGCAGGAAGUUUUAGGCUAGAAGAAACACAAGCCGACAAGAAAUGGAUUGAAUGGAUUGUUAUCUGCCUUCCCCCCAACCUUUGUUUUUUAAUAAAUUUUCAGAAUACUUGA